AUGCGGAGUCACCAUCGUAAGGUCAAGGAAACCCUCGAUGCCAGAUCCGAGUAUACCAGUGACGAUACUGAAGGCACGAAACUCAUGAUAAAUCAAUGCAUCAUCAAAAAAGAGAUCGGCCAGGGGUCGUAUGCGCAAUCAAACAUCGUAAAUCGGCCAGGCGGAUUAAGACCAGGCUAUGGCAUACAGGCACCAUGGUCAACUCAUAGGAGGGACAUGAAUAGUCAUGAUGUUGCCGAAGAAAAGGACUCGUUGUUCCUCAUACGCGAAGAGAUCGCCAUCAUGAAAAAGCUGAACCACCCGAGUCUAGUGUCCCUAAUCGAAGUCUUAGACGACGCUAAAGAGGAUUCCUUGUGGAUAGUGCUUAAGAUAUGUAAAAAGGGGGUAAUCAUAAAAGUCGGGCUUGAUAAGGAUUCCCAUCCAUAUUCUGUGGAACAAUACUUUAGAGUUUCGGAAAUGUUUGAGAAAUCAGACGACGUGAGGACGGCCAAGUCUGCCGGCUCGCCAGCCUUCUUGCCACUUGAAUUGUGUAUGGCCAAGCACGAUAUGUCCCUCUAUUGUCUGAGAUAUGGCAGACUCCUCUUUCAUCGACCUAAUAAUGUGCUGGAGAUUUAUAAGUUUAUUCGCACUAAAGAGUUUCCGAUUUCAUCCGACGAGGACCCUGUUCUAGCCGACUGUAUAAACAUGCGGGAUUUCAGGGAAGGGGGCGACCCUCUACUCUCCGAGGAAGAGAACGCCACCGAACUUAUAGAACCACCUAACGAACUCGAAGUUAACCAUGCCUCAACGACGGAAAUGAGUCACAUGUUAACAGUUAUUGGAAUCGAAAAGAGCAGGGUUGGCAGGCCAGACCUGAAGUCGCCGCAGACACUAAAAACGUUAGAAAUACCGGAUUAUAAGCCUCAAGCUGGGGAUCGGCCAAGACGCAAAUCGAUAAACGACAAAACGACUGAACUCUUGGAAGCGGCGAAUGUCUAUCGCGACUUAUCAGAUCAUCUUGCCCGGCGUUUCUUGGCAAGUGAGAAAGGCCACGCACAACAUUCCACCGAGGCAAAUGUACAGUUCUUGGUAAUCGGCUUGGGCGAUCACGAUGAAUUUGAAGCUUCGGAGACACCGGCUGAUCUCGUCUCCGACUCUCCCAAUGCCAUUGAUUUCAACAUCUACGAGCGCGCUCUCGAGGCAAAAAUAGAACGUAUUCGCUCCAACAAGCCAUGUCCUCGUCGGAAGAUGUCCCUCACAAGAUUUGUAAAAGAAAAAGAGGUUUGGUGA
Molecule: messenger RNA, 1269 nt
Organism: Truncatella angustata
Lineage: Eukaryota; Fungi; Ascomycota; Sordariomycetes; Amphisphaeriales; Sporocadaceae
Exons: 9
Coding region: 1-1269 (422 amino acids)
Biological process (GO): protein phosphorylation
Molecular function (GO): ATP binding; protein kinase activity
Source: RefSeq, a predicted model, not a curated record